UUGGCAACACUGCCACACUGUCAAAUUCCAGUAAUUAUUCUCCUCUGCCGCUGUUGUUCAAUUGCGAAAUCCUGCGCCCGCUUUAGCCCACAAGCCCUGCAUAUAUUUGCCCGAUCCGCGAGCAGGCGGAGAUCCGUGAAAAGCCAUACGUUUUGAAAGCUAACCGAGCAGUGCGAAAACGUGUCCGGAAAAGCCAAAGGCCAGGCGGCAGCGAGUGCGAAAGAGAGAGCGAGAGCAGGUGACAGCGACACCGACAAGAUUUCCCCGUCCCCCCUCCGCCGCUCAACCCCCGUUUUCGACUGUUUUUUUUGCACGGCACGGGGAAAACCGAAGGAAAAACGAGAUUUUCAAUUGAUUUGCAACGCAGUCCGGCCGGAAAAUGCUAAUAAACCUUAAGGUGAAGACCUUAGAUGCGCGCACCCACGAAUUCAGCAUCGACAAUGAGCUCACGAUCCGCCAGUUCAAGGACCAGAUAGCCGAGAAGACCAACAUCGCGGCGGAGAACCAGCGCAUCAUCUACCAGGGACGCGUUUUGGCCGAUGAGAAGCAGGUGAAGGAGUACGAUGUCGAUGGCAAAGUGCUCCAUGUGGCCGAGCGUCCGCCCUUCUCGCAACGCGGCGCCAACUCCCGCAACAAUGACGAACCCAUGCGCCCCUUCCGCAAUGUGGCACGUCCUCCGCCGCCCGGAAUGCGCACUUCCCCGUAUUUCCGCGCUUUGGACGGCAUGCUGGUGGGCACCAUGGCCAUACCAGUGAACAAUGGUCCCGUGGCAGGGACUCGCCCCACCCCGAAUCGCUACCCGAACUCCUCGUCCUUCUGCAUCAAUCGCAUCACCGUCGCCCUGCACAUGAUCGAUUGCGCCGACAAUAUAGCCGCCUAUCUGGAGAAUCCCGCCGUGGGUCUGAACAAUCAGUCGCUGGACAUUUUGCAGCGCGGUCGCUGGUCCAUGGAGUCCACCGUCGUGGAGGUGGGCGUUUCCUCCACAGAUCUGCCGCGCAACAAUAACAUAAUUGACAUGGUCCAAGAUGCCGUGACCGCAGCUCUUUCGCGCACCGGAGCCCGCAACUAUACGGUGGUGCAGCUGCCCACUGUUUAUACCAAUGAGAAUGGGGAGACGAGUCAGCAGAGAACGGGAGAGGCGGGUACCAGCGAAGGGGCAGGAGCCGCAGGAGCUGCCAGUGACGCCAGCGGGGAGACAACCGCCGCGACUGUUAUCAUUGAGGAUGUGAUCGAAACCGACGAUGAGGCUGCCGACGGAGCCUCAGAUCGCUCGGCAACGCCUACUCCGGAGCCCGAGGCGGAGGGAGCAGUUGGUGGCCAGCCGGUGGCAGCUGCCGAGACUCCCAGCUCCUCGAAUGGAGCUGCCAACGAUGCUGCAGCCGGUGGCGAGGGAGGAAACAACUCGGGACCCAGGCGACGCACUCGUCCGCAGGUCUUGGCCCAAGUUAUACAGCACUAUCGUGGUGUGCAGACCCGUUUGGCACCCUUUGUGGAUCGCUACUAUGAGAUCCUUCAGAAUGAUCCGACUUUCGAGGAGAGUGACACUGCUGGUCGCGAGAAUGCCCAGCGCAUCUUUGACCGCGUCUCGGAGGCUUUCCACUACCUCUCCCACGCCCAGCAUGCCAUUUCCGAUUUGAUGCUGGAUUUGUCGCAGCCGGGACCGCGUGUGCUCACCUGUCGACCCAUUCUGGUCGAGCAGAGCGGCUACAUACGCUCGAAUAACAUUUUCACGCCCAACUUUUUGGCUCCGCCACCGGGUCUGCUUAACGAGCCUUUCCGCGGUAGAGCUCCCGGUUCUGCUGCCGCUGCUGGCACACAAACACCCACCACGGCAGGAACUCCCAGUGCUGUGGGCCCGCCGCAGGCCAGCAAUCUGCAGGCGGCCACCGAUGCCAGCCGGAGUGCGGCGGCCAUGGCGGAGAUAGCCAGUCGGGCGGCUGGAGCGGCUGCUGAGAUGGCUGCCGGUGCAGCCAGUGCCGCGGCCGCAGCUGCUCGUGGUUUGGCCAGUGACCACGUCGAGGAUCCCGUCGAUGAGCCCAUGGUGGCGCCGAAUGCAGCUAUCGGGACGCCACAAGGUCAGCAGCAACCACGUCUCGAAAUGGAUCACGAUCACGAUCAAGAUCAAAACGAAACUCCUGAAAGAGAGAUGCGAGCAGCGCCUAGGCUGCGUGUCUAUGUGCCAGUGACCCUGCCACCGCCCAAUCCCCAACUGGAGAUGGCUCGCAGUAUUCUGGCAAUGGUCAAUGGUCAACGGCCGAACGAUGUUCAUGUGGAGUUCAAUGCGCCCAAUGUCAUGUCGAUUAACUUGCCCGUGCAUGUGAUGACCGCAGUGCGUCAGGCACCUGCUCCAGGUGCACAGGCCACGGAAACUGCGGCACCUUCGGCUCCCACUGAAGAAUCAUCACCCGAAAGUGCUCCUGCUGCCGGUGACUCUCCCAAUGCCGCCUCCACUUCGAGUGGAACGCGCAGUGCAGACCAGAGGGCCAACACUUUGCCCACAACCUCCACACAAACGCGCUCGACUUCAAGGCCACAGAUUCAGAUUGGCGGCAACAACAACUGGGGCGGACGCAUUGCGCCCACACACACGGCAUUCGACCGCUUCCUGCCUUGCAAUAGUCAUCACAUCCGGGAGCCAGAGCCGCUGCCCCAUAGCAACAAUGCCAGCGGUGCAAGCGCCAACCGCGGCACCGGCACAGCGGCUGUAGGAGGAGCUGCCGCCGUCGUCUCGCCCACAGCCGCCGUAGGAACUCGUCCUGUCACCACUGGUCGCAUCCAGCGCGGCAGUGCCACCGUCCGCCCGAUGUGGUCGUCGCGUCGUCAGCGACCCGCCAGCGAGCAACUGAGCAGCCUUCGUCCGGCAGCCUGGGCGCAGGCGCAUUCGCAGACCCAGACCCCCCAUAUCCAAGCCGCCCACGUUGGUGGUGGCAGCACCAAUGGGGCCGGAAUCGGAGCCGGAGCCGGGAGAGUGCGGCCCACGGGAGGAUCGCCCAUCAGUCGCGAUCGGCUGGCGGCUCGAACGGCCCUCGUUGGUGGUGGCAGCACCAACGCAGGCCUGACCUCCACCCGUCGGGGGCGACUCGCGACCGCCACCGGUCGCCUGUCCAGACAAUUUCCCACCCUACUCGCUAAUUUUUUGCUUAAUAAUCUGAGAAAUAAUGCGCAAACAGCUUCGGCAGGCAGCGCCGUCGCCACCGCCGCCGUGGGAGCUUCAUCCACCACGUCGUCAGGAGAGGCUGCCACAGCGGCUUCUACCACCUCGUCUGCGCCACCGCAAGCAGUUCUCUCGACAGCCACACCUUCUCCAGGCGGUGGAGAUUCGGGCAACCUGCGUUCGCAGCUGCGCAGCUUCCUCAACGACAGUCUCUUUGUCGGCGUGCCCAUCAACGAGCAGACGAUUCCGGGAGCCAUUGGUCGCGCUUUGGAGUGGUUCGGCGAGAGCCUGGUCUACCUGCCGCAGUACGAGCGCCCGGAGUACAACUCCCGCGACUCGGUGUGCAACAUCCUGCGCGUCAGCCUUCGCUUGAUCAUCGAGCUGUGCAGUGCGGCUCCCGGCGGAUCGGAUGGCGCCCAGUUCGAGCAGAGCCUGAAGCAGAUAUGCGACCAGUUCCGCAAGCGGCUCUACAGCGUCCUCUUUCUGUGUCUCGGCAGCGCCAAUGCAGAGCUCUACUGGCGCCAGCUAAUGCGUCUUCUGUGUGCGCCCAUGCGAUCCAAUUUCCAAAAUGAAGCCCUGCAGUUCCUGUGCAUCUACAUAGACCCCACAAUCCCCGCACAGACGGACACCGUGGAUGCCCAACAGUUUCUGGUCCUUCGCAGCGUUCAGGCAGCCCCUCCCACAGAUGCCGCAGAACAGCAGCAGCCGCAGCAGCAAACUCUGGACACGGAUGUGGAGAUGGCUGAAGUGGCCACCAGCAGCAGCAGCAGCAGCACACCCGCAGAAGCCCAACUGCCCGCCGUGCUGGUGGGCUCGGAGCCCUGGCACAUGAGUUUCCCCAAUGACUGGUUGCCUGUGAUAACGCGCGACCUGCAGACCCAGACUGAGCAGAAUGGCCGCCCCCAGCCGCCCUUCUCCGAUGCCUACAUCUCGGGCAUGUCCGCCAAGAGGCGUAAGAUUAUUCAGUCAGAGAAACCGACGGCCAGCGUGGAGUGCCUCAUCGCCAACGGAGUGCAGAGGGCCAUCCAGAGCGCCGGCUUGGGGGGAACCAGUGGUAGUGCUUCAAGUUCCUCGAUCAGUGUGGAUGCCGUAAUCGGAUCCAUUGCUCACGAUUCCGCCAUCCAGGCCUCCUACACGGAUGCGGUGCGGAAUAGUGUAAAGGAGCGCAUCAAGCAGGAUGCGGAUUUCAAGUCCAGCAAGUAUCCGCAGAUCGCCAAGUUCGCCGAGCAAAAGUAGGAGGCCGAUGGAAGCCACCUUGUGCUUGUUGUACAUUUUACUUUAAAGAAUUGUAUUUAAUUUAGUUAAAGGCUAAGUUCUGUUUAAAUCGAGAAGACGACGAAGAUUGCGACAACACCAACACACGGAGAGGACCUUUAGCAAAUGCUUCAACCUAUAUAGAAUAAUAAUAUGCAACUGAUAUGUAUCCACACACCACACACUAAGGGACACAACACAGAGCCCGAGCAAAAGCGCUUUUUCGGCUGCGACAACGGAGCAAAAUAAACACACUUAUUAACUGAAACAAUGGCGAUUGGAAAUGGAUUGAAUGGAGGGACCACACAGCGAGUGGAAUGCUUUCAAUUGUCCCAAAUGGCGGUGGCGUCCCCUCGUCGCGUGACGUGGUGGAGGAAAAGCAGAUCCGAGCCGUGACGACAGCCGAAUUCCAAAUUCCAGCCAAAUAUUUUGGCCGGCGCCAAUUCCCCAUUGACGUGGGCCGAUGGCACAUGAUUGCUGGAUGACCGAUGACGAAUGUGCAGAUCAUCUCAAGUGGAUAACCCUUCAGCAGAAGCACUACAGGAGGCAUAUCCAAAACAUCUUACAUCUAGCAUCCCAAUUCAAUUUUACCGUCAUCGAAAUUCCAAGCCUACGCUACUCUUGUUAUUGUUGUCGUCCGCAAUCGAAACACGAAAAUGUGUCACAUGAAAAUGUUGAAAAUAUUUAUGUGCAAAAAAAAGAAAUACCUAGAAUUGGCAAAACAUGAAUAAAAAUAAUAAUUCAUA
Molecule: messenger RNA, 5154 nt
Organism: Drosophila takahashii
Lineage: Eukaryota; Metazoa; Arthropoda; Insecta; Diptera; Drosophilidae
Source: RefSeq, a predicted model, not a curated record